AUGAGUUAAUUUCAAGAUAGGAAAUUAAUGAGUUUAUCAUUGCCUGGAAGUCAUAACUCAGGAACUUACUAAACAAAAGAAUUUAUUUGGGCCUUGUAGAAUUAUUCGAAAUCAUCUAAAUUCUACGAAAAUAAAGAAGCUAAGAAGCACAAAAAGUUCGAAUACUACUGUGGUCAUUCUUUCUAAAUGGUUCCUUUAGAUAUUGCCUUAGCUGACAUUGUUAAAUUUAUUGAUUAAAAUCCUUCAGAAGUUAUUGUAGUACUUCUAAGGACUGACUAUUCACCAAUAAAGUUAGACCUAAAUAUUUGCAAAAUGCCAACUGGGUCUAUUGUAAAAAAGAUUAAAAAAGAUUUUGAUGCUUACAUUAAUUACGCAAUGGAUAAAUUGGGUCAUGAAAGAAUUGCUUUAGAUUUUAACAAAAAUACCCGAAUCAGAGAUCUAGUUAACAAAGGGAAGAACUUGGUUCUUUUUGUUAACGGAAAUCUCUAUCCUUCGAAAAAAAUAAAUUAGAAUGUCUCAUGGAGUAAGACAUUACAUCGAAAGCCCCAUCAGAAUAUAAAGCUUUGUAAAGAUUGGUGUGAUAUGUAAAAAGCUAUUGAGUUCGAUCAAACUCAUUCUGAAAGUCAUAUUGAUUUAGACUAGAUUCAUUUAAAUCAAGUGAGUGAUCAUGAUUUAUUUGAGUAAUGCGAUGAGUUUCAUCAAUUGACAGUGCAGAUAACUUUGGAGGAUAUGAGUAUCUUAAAAUGGAUUGGCGAAAUUAUUUUUAAUAGGGAUGAUGGUUUAAGAUACUAUGCCAGUCAAAGUAACAAGCUUUUAGAAGAUUGGUGCUCUCAUCCUGAAGAUCGUGCAAAAUUAAGAAAAGUUCAUGGAAUUAUGAUGGAUUACGUAUAUCCUGAAGUCUGCUAAAAAGUAAUUGAUAUUAACAGUAUUUGA
Messenger RNA from Stylonychia lemnae, 933 nucleotides. The record is from the annotation of a GenBank genome assembly. Lineage: Eukaryota; Ciliophora; Spirotrichea; Sporadotrichida; Oxytrichidae.